Molecule: messenger RNA, 424 nt
Organism: Symbiodinium pilosum
Lineage: Eukaryota; Dinophyceae; Suessiales; Symbiodiniaceae
Source: the annotation of a GenBank genome assembly
GAAGCUGAGCAGUGGUGCCAUGAUCUUUGUCAACCCUUGGCAGUACAACCAUGCCAUCAUCGCCCUGAAGGAUGUGAAGCUCUACCCCGACCAUGUGAUCUUCGCGGAGUCUUUCGAGUACUUAGUUGCGGAGGUGCUUGAGCAGCAUGGAACCUGGGUGAAGGAUCGAAGCACCCUCGACAUCCAGGAAGCGCAGCUAACCUCCGCAGAUCCAGAUUCUUUGGGCCUGGCAGAGGAUGGAGAUGAGGAGCUAAGAUCUGACCAGGAUCCUGGAGCCUUCACCUCAUGGCAGCCCCUCAUGUUCGUGAACAAGACGUUCGUCUGCCUGGCUCCUGUAAAGAGCUCCGCCAUCACCACGGCAUCCAGCACGGACGUGCGCAAUCCCAAUGCCAACCCACGCCGUGUCGAACCGCCUGAACUUUGA